AGAGAGGAGAGACGCGCUCCUGCGCAACACGCACAGCAGACAGACAGCAGCCUGCUGUUACCUCAACACCACAGCUCGGCUUUGCCAAAAAUAAAAGUCACAAAGUUCUGGAUUAAAACGACACGGAAAUAAAUUUUGCCUAUUUGUUUUAAGAAGCGCCAUGCCAGGGUUUCAUUUACCUCAAACUCUGACAAACUGACAGUUCUGAUAGCGCGUGGCCAGAUUCAAACCGUGUCUGCUCACCAACCGUCGCCUCGCUGAGGAAAACCGAUCUUUUGCGCCGCCGACGCGAUUACGCUGCUCAGCAAAUAGUGGCAAGAAGUCUGAAACCACAUGUGCUCGUCUCCAAACCGGAGAGACGCGGUUUCAUUUGUCUUCCGAGAGGAAAAGAGUUGGCUUUAAGCCGUACUGACAGACACAAGGGAAGGACGGUCUCCUGAGAGCGCUGAAGAAGACCACUGGAAAUUCAGUCGGUGCGUAAUAUUCACGUUUAUUCUUGGCACUACUGGGCGAACAAUUGAAAUAAACGGGGAGAAAAUGUAGUCUUUGUGGAUGGUUAACAGUAUAGCCACUUCAGACGCUAACCGUUGCCGGUGAAUGGCUCUUUAAACGCGGCGAAGGGGGGCGGUAGUUGUGGAGUAUACGGCAAUGCCAAGUUGAAGGGUCUCGACAUUGUCAGUACUAAUAACCCCUGCUAUCAAAAAGUGGAGAGAAAUGCUGAAUGAGGAUGACGUUUUGACUGGGAUAUUCGCGUAAACCGCAGGCGCACUCGCCGUCAUUCACCUGCUCACAAAGGUAAACGCACCUUUCCGCUUAAACACCGUUCAAAAUGAUGACCAACGGACCCAACAUCGUCUACGAAUGGCUGAAAACCCUUCAGCUGUGUCAGUAUGUCGAGGCUUUUGUGGAUAACGGAUACGACGACUUGGAAGUUUGCAAACAAAUCGGAGACCCGGACUUGGAUGCCAUCGGGGUGUUCAUUCCGCACCACCGCCAGCGGAUUCACGACGCCGUGCAAAGGUUAAAAGAUCACGAUAAGGAGACGGCCACCGGGCUUUAUUUCACCCUGGAGCCCAUGCCCCCGGUCUCACCUCAGUACACCAGUCGCAUGGCAGAGCAAUGCGAGUCCAGGCUGCGGGGCUCCAGGUCAUGGACUGAGCAGAGCAGCGAUAGAGCGACGCGCAGCGUGGGGUACAUGGGGGCGCCCAGGAACCUGACGCUGGGGAACCGCAAGGAGCUGGAAAUCUAUCCCAAACUGAAGCUGAAGAUCAUGAUCAGGGAUAAACUGAUUAGGGACGGGAUAAACCUCGCCAGGCAGCCAUACUCUAAUAAGGAUGGCUCUCUGGGUAAUAUAGAUGACCUGGCACAAGAGUACUCGGAGUACUACAACACAUACUUCAGCGACGUCAGCGAUCGGAUGGAGGAACUACGUAAGCGGCAAGUCUCUCAAGAGCUAGACAUGGAAAAAGCAGACACCAGCUUUACCUCUUCACAGCUACGCUCAGACAUCCAGGAAUCGUUUGGCAUCAGCAGUGAGGUGUCCACUCCAGAGACUGAGAGGAAAAUUCCCCUGCACAAAUCCAGCUCUGAAGAUGGAUCAGGAAAAUGGGACAACAAGAAGAAAAACAAAUCCUUCUGGCAGAACUUUCGAAAAUCACAGAAAGGGGUCACAAGGCAAACGUCAAAAGGAGAGGACAUUGGCUAUGUGGCCAGUGAGAUCACCAUGAGUGAUGAAGAACGGAUCCAGCUGAUGAUGAUGGUGAAAGAGAAGAUGAUCACAGUGGAGGAGGCGCUGGCACGGUUAAAGGAAUAUGAGAGGAACAGACAGUUGAGCAGCAGUACAGAAACAGCAGAGUGGACUGAUGGAUCCAGUCCCACUGUUAACCUCUCCUCCGUCUGCAAUUCUGUGGAGCAGUCAGAUGAUGAGCAGGAGGACUCUGUGAAAUUCAAGAGGCUUCACAAGCUGGUCAACUCGACUCGACGUGUUCGCAAGAAGCUCAUCAAAGUGGAUGACAGCAAAAGACAUGGCUCACAAGAUUCGCUCAGUCUGGAUGGAGCUCCCUUAUGUGAUGACAUAAACGCACUGUAUGCUGAAAUUCACAAGAAGCCGGCCCAGUGCACAGACUCCUCUUUGUCCUCUCUUGCCCAAGAGCAGCUCUCUCUAGACGGGGACACGGACAGCUUGACCACCUCGCCUUCCACCAGUAGCCUUGACGCCUGGAAACCUGCUCACAAGUUAGUGAAGACCCCCGGCACACAUCCCCACGGCCUGAUCCGCCCACCGCGGAAGACCAGUGCUGGAUCCGGACUGGGUGUAGUAGGGGGUAGUGGCUCCUCUUUCUCCGAAUUGGAGGGUUUGGGAGACGACAAUGCUAAAGUCUCCCGCUCAGCUACAGACGGAGAGAUGCGGAAGGCCUUGUCAUCUCUAUCUCACGGGAGAACGUGUAGCUUUGGAGGAUUUGACCUGUCUAAUCGUUCCCUCCAUGUGGUCAACACGGCCGAGCCUAGUGAGCAGGAGGCUUUGUACAGGGAUGCUGUGAAAUCUCCCACCACGUCCCGUAUCUCUCUAGGGAAGAAAGUCAAGUCUGUCAAAGAGACUAUGAGGAAACGCAUGUCCAAGAAAUACGCCGGGUCUCUUUCUGAACAGUCCAGUCCAGAUGGAACGCCCAGUUGUCCUCAGUCUCCUCAGCCAGACACAGACUCUCUAGAGAAGCCCAAACUGAAGGCAGGAGGGUCUGUAGAGAGUCUGCGCAGCUCCCUCAGUGGGCAGAGCUCCAUGAGUGGACAGACUGUGAGCACCACGGAUUCAUCAGCCAGCAACAGAGAGAGUGUGAGAAGCGAGGAUGGUGACGAUGAAGAGCCUCCGUACAGAGGUCCUUUCUGCGGCAGAGCAAGAGUUCACACUGACUUCACACCGAGUCCAUAUGAUACAGACUCACUCAAGCUCAAGAGAGGAGAUGUGAUUGAUAUCAUCAGUAAGCCGCCCAUGGGCACAUGGAUGGGUCUGCUUAAUAACAAAGUGGGCACGUUUAAGUUCAUCUACGUGGAUGUGCUGGCUGAAGAAGAGGAGAAGCCUAAACGAGCGGUUCGGAGAAGGAGAAAGGGCAGGCCGCCCAAACCCAGCUCAGUCGAGGAGCUUUUGGAGAGAAUCAACCUGAAGGAGCACAUGCCCACGUUCCUGUUUAAUGGGUAUGAAGACCUGGAUACGUUUAAGCUUCUAGAGGAAGAAGAUCUGGAUGAGCUCAACAUCAAAGACCCCCAACACCGUGCCGUACUGAUGACCGCUGUAGAACUACUGCAGGAUUAUGACAGUAGCAGUGAUCCGGAGCGCAGCGCCCUCUCUGGCUCUCAGGAGAAACUACUCUGCGAGGGGCGUGGCCUCAUGGCCGACUCCCCACGAGACUCUGGUUGCUACGAAAGCAAUGAAAACCUAGAGAAUGGUAAAAGCCGCAAGGCGUCGCGCCACAGCCGUGGUUCAUCUGGGUUUGAUUGUGGGGGAGUAAAGUCUCCAGACUAUCCCACUCUUCCCAUGACUCACUCCACUGAAGCUCUUCAGCAGCAGGCCAAGAAGGAACGCAAGUUCCCGAAGACCUUUCUGCCCCGGCCCAUAAAGGGCUUCAGUCUGCGAAGCCUCGGCCUCAAGAAGGGCUCCAAAGCAGGACAGACCUCACGCAUUCCGGUCAGCCGAAGCUGUGAGGAGUUGGAUGGCCCCCAGGAAACUCCUGAGUCUUGGAAGCGCUCACAUUCUCUGGGGGAUAUACACUGGGAGCAGGCCUUCGAUCAGAGGAAGGACCAGAGUGGCAGUGAGGAGAAAGGCAGGCCGGAAAGCAACAACAAGGAAGUGAAGUUUGAUCCUAUAGAAUCAAACCUGGACCAGAGCAGCGAUAAGGCUGGAAGAGAGACAAGCUCGCUGCAGAGACCUACGGUUCCCACACAGCUUCCCCUCAGCCCGGUUGCUCCAUUGCCUGCUGCUCAGAACUCAAACCGCCAACCAGUUUCUGCCCCAACUAGCCCCGCUCCACGGACUCACCCUAAAAAGCCACCUGUCCCACCUCCUGUGCCUGCUAAAAAGUCCAAAGAACGUCUGCCGAAUGGUUUGCGCCACCCUCCGCUAGUGCUGUCCGGCUCAGUGCCAAAUACGCCAACCCUACCCCCAAAACCCAUAUAUACCCCAACCACUCCUUCUGAGAGUUCCCCGUCAACCUCAUUAUCACCAGGAGAAUCUCCAGCAGCUCUGAGUCCACCCUGGCUGUCUGACCUACCUGAAUCAGCAUGUCCUCAGAUCCAUGGAGCUAAAGUUGCCCUCAGCAGGAAGAUCUCCCAUGCUAAAAUGACUGACCUGGAGACUCUGCUGGAGGACAGGAUGCGCUCGGAAGGCAUUGACCUCACCGAAGAGCCGUACUCUGAUAAACACGGCCGGUGUGGGAUUCCUCAGCUCUUAGUACAGAGAUACUCAGAGGACUUUCAGCAGCCAGUGAAGGACGUGGCGUCCAGUCUGGAUCAGAUCAGAGUUAAACAACUCCGCAAGGAGCACCGCAUGGCUAUUCCCUCAGGAGGUUUGACUGACAUGUGUCGGAAGCCAGUUUCUCCUGUUCACGUGAGCUCCGUCUCUGAUUGGCUCGUGUCGAUUGGAAUGCCCAUGUAUUCUGCCCCUCUGUUGGCUGCCGGGUUUGACACGUUGGAUCACGUGUCGUUCUUAAACGAGGCAAAAGCGAGGGAGGCGGGCUUGAAGGAGGACCAUCACAUACGUAUUCUUCUCAGCGAAGCCCAACUAGUCACAGCCAGCAGCUCAGGACAGUCAUAAUACUAACAUGAGCUGUUAUGAACUUAAUGAAUCAAACUUUGCUGGUGAUGGGACAGUCCUGGACAACAGCUGCCGAGUUUUCUCCCACCUUUCUGUCUUAUGUGUCUUGGUAUUUUCAGAAAUGACUGAUCUGGCUUCCAAGGACUGUUAUUGUGGGCCUAUCAACAGAUGUUUCCUUAGAAACAUCGAGUUUUGGCCUGUCGAAAGAAAGCACACUUUUUUUGCUGAGAAUUUAUGCUUUUGUAUGAAUUUGAAGAUUGUUCAAAAUCCCUUUUUCAGGAAGUGAGAUUUAUUUAGAGAAAAACAAAAAAAAUGUUAAGGAAAAGUAUCAAGAGUAUGUCACCUGGCCAAAGCAAUGUCAUUUCAUGCAGGUUUUGUUAAUAUAAUAUUACUUUAUUUCUCAAAGCAUACAGUAUGUAUAUGAAAAGAUGAGUCAUUCCCAAAAGCAUGAUGUUGCCAUAUGGGGAUAUUCAGAGCAAUGCACAUUUUGAUUUCAGGCCAAUAGUUGGUCACGGUUUUAGCAACUAUGUACUAUGUUUGUACAAACCAUUUCGUUUGUGUCUUUCUUCAAGGUUGCAUUUUAGCAUCACUCCUUAUAAUCCGCGUAUUAUAAUAUUGUAUAUUCACAGCACAUUUAAUCUUCCCAGUCUUCUAAACACACAAUAUUCACCACGCAUCACUUGUUGCGGCAUAUCAAAGUGUAUUACUGUAUCAGCUGUAUCAAUUUAUGUUGCCUGUUAUCUUGAAAAUUAUACUCCUGCAUAUCGUGUACCUCUUUAUCGUACUCAUCUCCGAUGCAACGGAUGCAUCACACAGCUGUAAUAUGCUUGCUGGAGUGAAAUGUGUACAGGUGUUUGUUUUUUAUUUUGUCCCAGAUUGCCUUGCACUUUGACUGGGGUGUUGAAGACAUUUUGAAUCGUAAAUCAAAAAAGCCUCGAGCUCUUGAAAGCACACAGUCUUAGCCUUAAAAUACUAGUAAAUCAAAUCAAAACUGAUAGUGACUAACUUAGAGGAGUGUUUUAACACUAGUCAUAUAUGCACAUACUGGUGCUUUACCCAUGAGUUAAAAGUGUUCGAAAUUGGGAAGAAAGAUCAGUGAAGCGUUAUUUAUUUUCGUCAUUCAUAACACAAUGCAAAUGUCAUGCGUUUGUGUUUUUUAGGGAGAAUAAGGUGUUACGGACAUAACUUUUCUGGUCCGUUUCUCACCACAGACAACAUCUGGCAGACUCGCUUCUAAAUUAAAACUGAGCGUGAAGUAUUUACGUAAGCUGACGUCAUCACAGCUCACAGAUUUAAAACAUUACAUCAGUCAAAAUCAAGCACACUGAAGCGAGUUUCUCCCACGUUCACUCUCAAGCUGUUUUUUAUUAAGCAGCUGAGGUGAAAACUUUUACAAAUCUUUAGGUUUUCCAUUUACAGAAAGACACUUUUUUUAAAAAAGCUUGCUUUGGAAUUGUAUUUCUCCCUCAUGCCAUUUAUUCUUUUGUAUCUAACGCAGCACAAUUUAUAGGCCGUAAUGCUCAAGGUUUUAUUGGACGUUUUAAUUAGUAGAGAAUCAAUAGAUUCCUUUGUAUGAAAAUGGAUGCCUUGAAAAUGCUAUCAGUUGAGUGCUUUGAUAACAAUGAGGCUUUUUAUGUGAAAUCGAAAAUAUAUUUCAUGAAAUGUUACUGUAAAAAUGCACUUUAUUAAAGAAAGUUGUUUUUUAA
Labeo rohita (rohu) is the source of this 6510-nucleotide messenger RNA. RefSeq names its product SAM and SH3 domain containing 1a (gene sash1a). Gene Ontology annotation, molecular function: protein binding. The transcript has 20 exons. The coding region runs from base 830 to 4804 and encodes 1324 amino acids. NCBI's taxonomy places the organism in Eukaryota, Metazoa, Chordata, Actinopteri, Cypriniformes, Cyprinidae. The record is from RefSeq and is a predicted model, not a curated record.